AUGGCUCUUUUUCUUGGCCUUCUCUUCUUUCUUGUCUCUUCUGUCGCUGCUACUUGUGAUCGUUGUGUUCAUCGAUCCAAAAUUGCUUAUUACUACGAUGAUACACCAAUUCAAUAUGGAGCAUGUGGAUAUGGGCCAUUGGCAUUUGAAUUAUCCAAUGGAUAUGUUGCUGGUGUUGUUCCUUCCCUUUACAAACAGGGUGCUGGCUGUGGUGCCUGUUUUCAGGUAAGGUGCAAGGACAAGAGAUUUUGCAGCAGUGUUGGAACUAAAGUGAUUGCAACAGAUCAAAAUUAUGAUAACAGAUAUGACUUUGUCCUCAGCCAGAAAGCAUACUCUUCAAUGGCUUUAAAGAACAAGACUACACAACUUCUCAAUCUUGGCACAGUUGAUGUGGAAUAUAAGAGGAUACCAUGUACAUACAGAAACAAGAAUUUGUUAGUGAGAGUGGAAGAAUGGAGCCAAAAGCCAUACUAUUUGGCCCUUAAAUUCCUUUACCAAGGUGGCCAAACAGAAAUAACAAGAGUUGAAAUAGCUGAAGUUGGAUCAGAUGAUUGGGAAAGCAUGAAGAGAAAUUAUGGUGCAAUUUGGGAUGUAAGCAAACAACUUGAGGGAGCAUUGCAAUUGAAGAUAGUUGUAACUUCAGAGAACAAUAAAAUUGAGAAUUUAUAUUGGGCAGUAUAUGAUCUUCCUGAGGAUUGGCAAAAUGGAGAGAUUUAUGAUACUGGAAUUCAAAUUAAUGACAUUACUAAAGAAACAUGCCCAAGAAACCAGUGUGGUGAUUUGCCAUGGAAGUAA
This is a messenger RNA of Benincasa hispida (wax gourd), 795 nucleotides long. RefSeq names its product expansin-like A3. Gene Ontology annotation, cellular component: plasmodesma; extracellular region; plant-type cell wall. Lineage: Eukaryota; Viridiplantae; Streptophyta; Magnoliopsida; Cucurbitales; Cucurbitaceae. The record is from RefSeq and is a predicted model, not a curated record.